This is a messenger RNA of Choloepus didactylus (southern two-toed sloth), 3054 nucleotides long. RefSeq names its product arylsulfatase A (gene ARSA). Lineage: Eukaryota; Metazoa; Chordata; Mammalia; Pilosa; Megalonychidae. Bases 463 to 1986 code for a protein of 507 amino acids. The transcript has 8 exons. The record is from RefSeq and is a predicted model, not a curated record. Gene Ontology annotation, molecular function: arylsulfatase activity.
GGCGCGCAGCCGCGGUCACCGGACCACGGGGCAGGACGGGGCCGCGCUGGAGGCGGAAGCGCCCGCCGAGCGCCGCUGCGCGCUGUCCCCCGCCCGCCCUUCCUCGGCCGGUCACGGGUCCCCGUCCCGCGCUGGACGCCGCCGCCGGUCAUUGUCUUGUGACUUCGGCCCCUGAACCACGACUUGGGGUGGGGCCUCCGAGGGAAGAGGCCGCGUCUCCGCCCGGGAACGGAAGGUGCCCCGCUGCUUAAGUCUCUGGGUGGUCGCGGCCCAGGGCUCCCCGGGUGCCCAUCCGAGUCUGGAGCCUAAGGACGGCGUCGUCUGGGCGGGGGAGGGGGCCUCUGCGGUCUCAGGGGAGGAGUCGGAGGCCCCGGGGGAGGGAUCGCGCCUGGGCCCCGGGUCUCCGGGUCGGUUUGCCGUUCCGCUCCGAGGGUCUCUGGCAACCCACCUGUGCCACGCGCCAUGAGGGCGCUGGGGCCCCUCGCUCUGGCCCUGGCCGCAGGCCUGGCCGCUGCCGGCCCACCUAACAUCCUGCUGAUCUUGGCUGACGACCUGGGUUACGGGGACCUGGGCUCCUACGGCCACCCCAGCUCCGCCACCCCCAGCCUGGACCAGCUGGCCGCGGGGGGCCUGCGCUUCACGGACUUCUACGUGCCGGUGUCUCUGUGCACGCCCUCCCGGGCUGCCCUCCUGACGGGCCGACUUCCGGUUCGGUCGGGCAUGUACCCUGGCGUCCUGGAGCCCAGAUCCAGUGGGGGGCUGCCCUUGGAGGAGGUGACCCUGGCGGAGAUCCUGGCAGCCCGAGGCUACCUCACCGGGAUGGCCGGCAAGUGGCACCUCGGGGUGGGGCCCAAUGGGUCCUUCCUGCCCCCCCACCAGGGCUUCCACCGGUUCCUGGGCAUUCCGUACUCCCACGACCAGGGCCCCUGCCAGAACCUGACCUGCUUCCCGCCGGCCACCCCCUGCGCCGGCCUCUGUGACCAGGGCCUGGUCCCCGUCCCACUUCUGGCCAACCUCUCGGUGCAUGCGCAGCCCCCCUGGCUGCCUGGGCUUGAGGACCACUACGUGGCCUUCGCACGCAACCUCAUGGCUGAUGCCAAGCGCCAGGGCCGCCCAUUCUUCCUGUACUACGCCUCCCACCAUACCCACUACCCCCAGUUCAGUGGGCAGAGCUUUGCAGGGCACUCGGGCCGUGGGCCGUUCGGGGACUCCCUGAUGGAGCUGGACGCAGCUGUGGGGGCCCUGAUGGCGGCUGUGGGGGACCUGGGGCUGCUCAGAGAGACGCUGGUCAUCUUCACUGCGGACAAUGGGCCUGAGACGAUGCGAAUGACCCGCGGUGGCUGCCCUGGCCCCCUCCGAUGCGGGAAGGGGACCACCUUUGAAGGGGGCGUCCGGGAGCCGGCCGUGGCCUUCUGGCCAGGCCACAUCACUCCUGGGGUGACUCACGAGCUAGCCAGCUCCCUGGACUUGCUGCCCACCCUGGCUGCCCUGACCGGGGCCCCGCUGCCCAACACCACCCUGGACGGCUUCAACCUCAGCCCCCUGCUGCUGGGCACAGGCAAGAGCCCCCGGCAGUAUGUCUUCUUCUACCCGCCCUCCCCAGAUGAGAUCCACGGGGUCUUCGCCGUGCGCAGCAGGAAGUACAAGGCACACUUCUUCACUCAGGGCUCUGCACACAGCGACACAACAGCAGACCCCAUCUGCCAUGCCUCGAACCCUCUGACGGCCCAUGAGCCCCCUCUGCUCUUCGACCUGUCCGUGGACCCUGGGGAGAACUACAACCUCCUGGGAAGCGGGACCCAGGCCUCCCAGGAAGUGCUACAGGCGCUGAAGGAGCUCCAACUGCUCAAGGCCCAGCUGGAUAUGACCAUAACCUUCGGUCCCAGCCAGAUGGAGCUGGGCAAGGACCCUGCCCUGGAGAUCUGCUGCCAGGUUGGCUGCAGCCCCAGGCCAGACUGUUGCCACUGCCCGGAGGGGCGCAUCUGAGCCCCGGACCCCGGCACGGGGAGUGCACUGUCUAAAGGCGAGUGUGCAGUCACGCCCAUAAUACAGGUCUUCGAGCCCAGGUGCGCCAGCCCCACCCUGAGCCUCCGAGAUGUAGUGAUUCAUGGCCCCCGGAAACGGCUGCAAAGGAAAGGGGUGAGGGGUCCCCGAGGCUGUGGCACCCACUGGCCUCCUGCCUCUGUGUGAGUUCUUUGCCAUGUGGUGGGUGGGCAUGAGGGGCAGGAGGGCUGCUGGACAGGCAGAGCCCCAGCCGGUCGGAUCAGAAACCCGUCAGCGGGUGCCGUGAGUGACGGGGUCCUGGGGGCUGAGGGGCCCCAGCCCCCAGCUCCUCCUCAACGCCACCCACCCCCGCCCCUUCUGGGCCCUGGACCCCACAGCCCCACUCCCUUCCUGUCCUCCACUCUUGACCUGCAUUCGCCACCCAGCUGCAUCCUGCUCACAGCUCCCCUCGGCUCCCCAUGACCAGCCCCUCGCCGCAGAGGCACUCUGAGCACGCACAGUGUGUUUCCUGUGAGUGCACUUGUUUACUCGCAUCUCCAGCACAUGUCAUAACAGGUGUUGCCCCGGGUGCGAGAGCUGGGUGGAUGAGAGCAGCAUCUGGGUGUGUGGGACCCCGCAUGUGGGACCCCAGCGUGUGUGACACCUGAGGGCACAGACGACUCCGGCAUGAGUGUGGGGAGGGCAGACACUGCUUGUUGCUUACUGAGCAGCCACCCCUUCCCAACUAAUGGGCUCUCCCAGUGGUGGGCAGAGUUCCCUGGCCCCGGCGGGUUGCAGCCCCUCUCCCAACCCAGGAGAUGACAGUGACCCUUCCAAGCCUGUCGGAGCCCCUGUGCCCUCUCCAGUGGUUGGUCUGGAAGUGGCCUUCAAGUUCUGGUCAAGAAGAGGCCCUAGUCCCCUCCUGCCUCCUUCCUCUGGAGGGGGCUGCAGCGUGGGUGUGACCCAAGGGUGGGAUGGGAGAGUGGCAGAGAUGCUGCUAAACCGGUGUCUUCAGACACCUUCCUCCAGAGCUUGUAAUCUAAGGAAAAUAAACCCCAGCUGUCUACGCCA